Penicillium waksmanii is the source of this 1851-nucleotide messenger RNA. Its product is annotated as GMC family oxidoreductase. The record is from RefSeq and is a predicted model, not a curated record. Gene Ontology annotation, biological process: secondary metabolite biosynthetic process. The transcript is spliced from 5 exons. NCBI's taxonomy places the organism in Eukaryota, Fungi, Ascomycota, Eurotiomycetes, Eurotiales, Aspergillaceae. Gene Ontology annotation, molecular function: oxidoreductase activity, acting on CH-OH group of donors; flavin adenine dinucleotide binding. Bases 1 to 1851 code for a protein of 616 amino acids.
AUGCUUUUCACCGUUCUUCUUCGCUUGACUACCUUUCUGGUGUUUGCCGGUCUCCUCGGCCUCACCCAGUCUCCCAACGAGUCUCGAUAUCGUAAUUCUUUCCGAACAUGGCCUCCCUGGGACUCGACCUUCGACUAUGUCGUGGUCGGUGGUGGAACUGCAGGUAUCACCAUUGGCUCCCGUCUCGCUCAAAAAGGCUUCACUGUCGCGGUACUUGAGGCAGGCGACUAUUACGAGUCCACCCAUCCGACUUCUCGUGUGCCUGGGGCUGCCUCCAUUGGCAUCGGUGCCGAUCUCAAAACGGCAACCAACAUUGAUUGGAAAUUUGUCGCGGAGCGAGUGCCGGGUGCAAGCAGUCGUAACAUUCAUUAUGCCCGAGGGAAAUGUGUGGGAGGAUCCUCCGCCAUUAAUUACAUGAUUUACCACCGCCCCCCUCGUGGUGCGAUGGAUAAGUGGGCAGAAGCUGUCAAUGACCCCAGCUAUCGGUUUGACAACGUCCUUCCUUUCUACCAGAAGACUGCAAGAUUCACAGAGCCGGAUCCCCAGUCAGGAAAUUCGAACACUCCAUACAACAAGUCUGCCUUCUGGGAGAGCGGCUCGCCGUUGCAUGUUUCAUUUCCCCGAUAUGCAAUGCCCUUCUCCAGAUGGGUCAGCAAGGGUCUGAUGGCAAUGGGUGUUCCCGAGGCAGAAGACUUCAACAGCGGUACACUGAUGGGCCAUCAAUUUACCAUGAUGACAAUCCGCCCGUAUGAUCAAACCAGAAGCAGUUCAGAGGCCGCCUUCCUCCUGUACGAUAACCAUGUGGAGAAGAUGACUAUUUAUCAAAAUACAUUGGCCAAGAGGAUCUUGUUUGACGAGCACAAGCGGGCCAUCGGGGUCAGGGCUAGUCAGUGGUGGGACUUCACCGUCAAGGCAAGAAAAGAAGUAAUCAUCUCAGCUGGUGCUUUUCAGUCCCCGCAGCUUUUGAUGGUUUCGGGUAUCGGUCCCGCAAAGACACUUCAGGAACACAGUAUUCCAGUGAUUGCAAAUAUACCGGGUGUUGGUCAGAACAUGUGGGAUCAUGUCUUCUUCGGUCCAUCCUACCAGGUCAAAGUCAGCACUUUCAGCAUGCUGGCACAAAGCACAUUCUGGUUUGCGGAGCAACUUACCAGUUACGGUAUCUUUCACAAUGGCAUGUUGACAAACCCAUCAACGGAUUAUCUGGCAUUUGAAAAGAUCCCCUCCCCAUGGCGAGCUUCUCUGUCCGUCAAAGCGGAGCGCGAUCUCUCCUGGUUCCCUGAUGACUGGCCCGAGGUUGAGUACCUUGCAGCAUCUGCCUAUGUCGGAAAUUUCUCCGACCCCUACAAGCAGCAACCCGAAUGGCCCAAUCAGUAUGGUACCAUUAUCGGAUCCCUUACUGCUCCAACAUCCAGGGGAAAUAUGACAAUUCGCUCCGCCAGUAUGACCGACCUCCCAGUCAUUAAUCCGAAUUGGUUGAGCACGGAAGCGGAUCAGCAACUGGCAAUUUCGGCGUACAGACGUAUCCGAGAUACCUUCCAACACCCCGCGAUGAAAGAAGUGCUUGUGGGACAAGAAUAUUUCCCUGGAGUGAAGCAUCAAAGCGAUGCAGAACUACUCAGUAUCAUCAGAAAAACAGCGAUGACAAUCUUCCACGCCUCUUGCACAUGCAAAAUGGGCACCCCAGAUGAUCCUUACGCCGUUGUCGACAACCGGGCCCGAGUCAUCGGAUUUCCGAACCUGCGAGUCGUCGACGCCAGCGCGUUCCCAAUUUUGCCGCCGGGCCAUCCUCAGUCAACUGUUUAUAUGUUAGCAGAGAAGAUCGCAGACGAUGUCAUCAACAACUCCCAAUGA